Molecule: messenger RNA, 2636 nt
Organism: Oncorhynchus keta (chum salmon)
Lineage: Eukaryota; Metazoa; Chordata; Actinopteri; Salmoniformes; Salmonidae
Exons: 6
Coding region: 1-711 (236 amino acids)
Source: RefSeq, a predicted model, not a curated record
AUGUCGUACACCACUUGUACAGACGGUGUGGAGUCGGACCGGUCUGGGAUCAUGCUACCAUUCCACAGUACACCACUAGGUGGCAGGAGAGGGAGCAGCAAGCCCUACUCCUGCUCAGAUGGACCAGUGAAACCCCAGAGCAGAAAACACUUGAAUACAGCAUCAGAGGAGAACCAUUCUCUGGAGACCUCCAAUCUCACCCAUCCCAGUCCUCCAGCACUCUGGCACUCAUACAAGAACUUCAGCUACAGAUCUCCACCACCACCAGGUGACAUGGAGAAUGUCUACUCUAAGGGCAGGUAUCCUCUCUCCUCUCAGCCUCGACAGAAGCCUCUGUUGCAAGUCAACUAUGGCACCUCCUGCAGUUUACCGGCAGGUUUCAAAGUGCGAGAGCAGCAGUCUGUCUCCCACCACCGGAGGCGCUCUACCCAGUCAGACUCAGCACUGCUGCCCAGCAACGUGUACUUUCAGCAGACCUUUCCCCCAGCUCUCAGCCCCCCCAGGACUGGGGUCAUAGCCAGCAGGCACAAAGCCAGCGGGGAUGAGGACAUCAACAGAACAUUGGACAGGGCUAUCGAGGCAGCCCGCAUUAUGAAGAGGACCACUGAUAGGAUGGCCAAGAGCCUGUCAGCUGACCUUGCCAAGGUUGAGCUGUACAGGAAGUUACACGGCCUUCACCCAUUGACAGGGAGGAACAAUACUGGCUCAUAACACUCUAAUUGACACACUGGAGAUACUGCUGCUACUAUAGAGCUGGUCCAGGAUUAGCUAACCAGUGAAUUCAGCAGGGAUUAUUUUGUAUACAGGUGAAGUCGGGAAGUUUACAUACACCUAAGCCAAAUACAUUUAAACUCAGUUUUUCACAAUUCCUGACAUUUUAAUCCUAGUAAAAAUUCCCUGUUUUUGGACAGUUAGGAUCACCACUUUAUUUUAAGAAUGUGAAAUGUCAGAAUAAUAGUAGAGAGAAUUAUUUAUUUCAGCUUUUAUUUAUUUCAUCACAUUCCUAGUUGGUCAGAAGUUUACAUACACUCAAUUAGUAUUUGAUAGGAUUGCCAUUUAAAUUGUUUAACUUUGGUCAAACAUUGUGGGUAGCCUUCCACAAGCUUCCCACUAUAAGUUGGGUGAAUUUUGGCCCAUUCCUCCCGACCGAGCUGGUGUAACUGAGUCAGGUUUGAAGGCCUCCUUGCUCACACAUGCUUUUUCAGUUCUGCCCACACAUUUUCUAUAGGAUUGAGGUCAGGGGUUUGUGAUGGUCACUCCAAUGCCUUGACUUUGUUGUCCUUAAAGCCAUUUUGCCACAACUUUGGAAGUAUGCUUGGGGUCAUUGUCCAUUUGGAAGACCCAUUUGCAACCAAGCUUAACUUCCUGACUGAUGUCUUGAGAUGCUGCUUUAAUAUAUCCACAUCAUUUUCCUCCCUCAUGAUGCCAUCUAUUUUGUGAAGUGCACCAGUCCCUCCUGCAGCAAAGCAUCCCCACAACAUGAUGCUGGAACCUCCGUGCUUCACAGUUAGGAUGGUGUUCUUCGGCUUGCAAGCCUCCCCCUUUUUCCUCCAAACAUAACGAUGGUCAUUAUGGCCAAACAGUUCUAUUUUUGUUUCAUCAGACCAGAGGACAUUUCUCCAGAAAGUACGAUCUUUGUCCCAAUGUGUAGUUGCAAACUGUAGUCUGGCUUUUUUAUGCUGGUUUUGGAGAAGUGGCUUCUUCCUUGCUGAGCGGCCUUUCAGGUUAUGUCGAUAUAGGACUCGUUUUACUGUGGAUAUAGAUACUUUUGUACCUGUUUCCUCCAGCAUCUUCACAAGGUCCUUUGCUGUUGUUCUUGGAUUGAUGUGCACUUUUCGCACCAAAGUACGUUCAUCUUUAGGAGACAGAACGCGUCUCCUUCCUGAGCGGUAUGAUGGCUGCGUGGUCCCAUGGUGUUUAUACUUGUGUACUAUUGUUUGUACAGAUGAACGUGGUACCUUCAGGCAUAUGGAAAUUGCUCCGAAAGAUGAACCAGACUUGUGGAGGGCUACUAUUUAUUUUCUGAGGUCUUGGCUGGUAUCUUUUGAUUUUCCCAUGAUGUCAAGCAAAGAGGCACUGAGCUUGAAGGUAGACCUUGAAAUGCAUCCACAGGUACACCUCCAAUUGACUCAAAUGUUGUCAAUUAGCCUAUCAGAAGCUUCUAAAGCCAUGACAUCGUUUUCUGGAAUUUUCCAAGCUGUUUAAAGGCACAGUCAACUUAGUGUAUGUACACUUCUGACCCACUGGAAUUGUGAUACAGUGAAUUAUAAAUUAAAUAAUCUCUCUGUAAACAAUUGUUGGAAAAAUUACUUGUGUCAUGCACAAAUUAGAUGUCCUAACCGUCUUUCCAAAACUAUAGUUAGUUAACAAGACAUUUGUGGAGUGUUUGAAAAAUUAGUUUUAGUGACUCCAACCUAAGUGUAUGUAAACUUCUGACUUCAACUGUAUAUUUUAAUAAUACUAUAACACUAACUCAUGGAUUAGCUCUGUGGCAACUUCCAACCCAAAGUUAAACAUUAUUAAACCUUCAGUUUACAAUUAGAAAAACCUUUUGAAUGUGUUUUUGGAAAAUGGAUGUAUUUGAGAAAUUUGACUGAAUCUGAUUAUUUAUUUUUGAAUUACAUUAUUUAUAACCA